AUGGUUGGCCUGCGCCUGGCAGCGGAGUGCGAGUACUCAGAGGACCCCACGCUGGUUCAAACUUAUCCCAUGAUAGGGCUGUACUUUCCUAAGCCGGAAACUGUCACUCUACUCGAUGUUGCUCGCCAGAUAUACGACGAGUGGCCUGAGCUAAACCCGGGAGCACCGCCCCUCAAGAUAAAGGCGCUUGUCAACAAGGCUCGUCCUCUAAUCAGAUAUUCAUCAAAGAAAAACCUGUCCGAGGUCUUCUUGGACCAGGGCAAGGCUGAAACUGAUCAUUUGGACCAAGAUGGCGUCGUUUCCGUCGUCCUCGAUCGCUCCUCUUUCCCCGACCUCCCUCAAGACCCCUCUGCCGCGCCAUUGCCAAACCCUUACCUUGAAUUGUCCAAUGCGUAUGCAAGCGCAUCUAUCCAGCAACCCACCUCGGUGAAUGGUCUCCAAUCCUCGCUUCAGGCCUCUACCCUGACCCAACGAGAGGCGCGCAAGAGGAAGCGCAAAUCAGAACCAAUCUUAGCGCGAGAUUUGUCAGGACAAAAUACGUAUGGCAACCAAGCCCCAGGGCAAGCCGCUCCAACCCCCAGCGCUCGGAAAAAGUCUCGUAAGUCUGAGCCAGCGCAACCUGCACAAACCCCUGUCCGUCUCCCACCCACCGUGGCAGAUAUGGUCUGGCCCUCUCAAUACACCCCUGCGCGUAUCGAAGAAAUGCGCCGGGAAGCCGCCGAACAGAUUGAAAAGGGUAAGCGUCGAAUUGACCGAGUUCGAGAAGAGUUGACGAAGCCCAAUCUGGAUAAGACUAUCAAGGGUAUCCUCCUGACGAUCAUAAAAGACUGGGACUUGUUGCACCCCGGACCUGGUCAGCCGCGCGCCUACAAAACCUCCAGGUUGGAGGCUAGAAUUGAGCGGUCGUUCGAGAAAUUGCAGAGCAUCGGAGCUGCACUCGAGUCAAGUGACAGUGAGUCUGAGAGUUAUGCAAGUGACUCGAGCAGUGAAGCGGAUGCAGUCAGCCUGAGCGCCGCAGCCAGCCAGAGCGACCCAGCCAGUCAAAGUGAUUCAGGCGACGAAAGCGACGCAGAUCGCGAGGUGGCAGAGACUAUCUUUGCGGAUUUCUUUGACGACGAAGCUCAGGCUGAAGAAGACGAGGACGAGGACGAGGAUGAGGAGAAUGAGGAUGAGGAUGAGGAUGAGGAGGAUGAGGAUGAGGAUGAGGAUGAGGAGAACGUGGACGGCUUCGAAGAUGCCGAGAAGGGCGGGCAGGAGGACGCUGAAUCAGAAGGCUUCGAAACAUCUGAGUCGCACCAACAGGAAUCUGGCAACGAAUUCGAAGCUGAAAGUGACGCCGAAGACUCCGAAGAUGAGGGCAAGGCGAGCGAUAACGAAGCCGAAGGUCACGAAUCACCCGAGGGCCACCUCCCAGCCUCCAGUGAUGGAGCAGAAGUCGACAGCGAUGCUGAGUCUUCCCAGUCCGGUGGCCCUGCCGACCCUCAAGUCGGGGCUAGUGAGACACCGGAGAAGGAGUCUCAAGCAUCCGCAGCAACUUCGGCUCCGGAUUCUGCAAAGAGGUCCGUUGGGCUCCUCAAAGGACUUCUCACCAACCGUCAGAAGUUGGAGGAGUUCAAGCAAGCCCAGCGGCGGAAGAGACGCCUGCCAGACGUUUAUGAUGUGUCUGACCACAGCACGAGUGAUGCUGAGGCGGGCGACAUCUACGCGGAUGGCACCUCCAGCAAAAUCCGCAAGAUUAGGGGGCGCACCUAG
Penicillium chermesinum is the source of this 1752-nucleotide messenger RNA. RefSeq lists its product as uncharacterized. Lineage: Eukaryota; Fungi; Ascomycota; Eurotiomycetes; Eurotiales; Aspergillaceae. The coding region runs from base 1 to 1752 and encodes 583 amino acids. The record is from RefSeq and is a predicted model, not a curated record. The transcript is spliced from 2 exons.